AUGAGGGACCAUCCUUUGGUACCCAAUGUGUUUCGUGUGGCCUCCACACAUAGCAUCAAUAGCGAAAAUCCCUAUAGCAGUGCUUACAAGUCUGCUAAAAAUGCCAGCAACUGCAACACGCAACAGCAACCACCAAUUGCUGUGCAUCAGCUGACCACCAGUGCUUCCAUUGAGCACAGUCAUCCUUCGCAGCAGCUACAGCUGCAACACCAACACCAACAGCAGCAACACUCGCCGUAUGCAACAUUGCCUCGUGGCCAGCGCUUCGCUCCAGAGCAAAAGCAGCAAACUGGCGUGAUCAAUACCAUCUCUGGCAGUAUUCCGGCCACUGGAUUUGGCACAAUGUCUGGCAGUUUUAGUGAACUGCAUCUAAAUAAUAUCAGCAAUAUUGGCAAUCAUAUCAGCAACAAUAACAGGAGCAACAGCAACCACCGAAGACAGCAGCAGCAGCAACAGCAGCAGCGACAGCAACACCAGCAGCAACAGCAUCAGCAGUCGAUUCAGCAUCAACAACAUCAGCAGCAGCAGCAGCAACAUCAACAGCGACAGCAGCAACAACAUCGUCUAGGCACGGGUGUAGGUGGCGUUACCGAUCCGCAAGGUAGAAUCACAAGCAUGGGCAGCGUUAGCGGAAGUUACCUGUGGCUUCUCACACCUGUUGCAGCCAGCAUUUCGGUGGCCAUUGUCAUAGCCGCCCUUGCAGGACCUCAAUGGCUUUUCACGGAGGAAAAGUUGCCCAAUUAUAAGUACAAUGGAACUGCCAAUAUAAAUGCUAUGGAUGAUGGUGCCUAUGUCACCAAGUAUACAAAGUCCAGCCUGUGGAUACUGUGCAACACGCAGCCAGGACUCGAUGUUGAUUCUUAUAACUGCGUUAAGAUUGAUUAUUUCCCCAAGGAAGGCUAUCAACCGGAUCCGCAUGACUCAACUGCGGCAAUACCCUAUACUGUGACAAAGUCGUGUCCCAUUUUUCUGGCCGCUGGUGUAUUUCUGAUGAUCAGCUUUAUAGUCUUUUUGAUACCCACUUGCUCGCAUCGAAAUAAUCUUUAUUACUUUAGUGCUGGCAUUCUGUUUAUUGUGAGCGGUCUGGUAAUGCUGAUUGGACUGAUUGCCUAUAUAUCAAUAUUGAAGGCAGAGAUUGGUUCGAAAUUGAGACCCCGUUCACCCCUUCAACCGGCCCUUGUUAAGGUCACAUAUGGCCAGAGCUUUUUUCUCUUUGUCUUUGGAUUUAUUGUCACCGAAUUUGUGGGUGUAUUGAAUAUAUUUCUGUUUAUAAACCUUCAGGAAGUGAGCUACUACAGUAGACUUCCCUGCUUUAGUGUAGCCAAUAUGCAGGCCAAGUUCAAGGAGGACCAGCAGCCUGUAAUGAGUCACUCCUAUAAGAGGUACAAGCAGCCUGGCAAUGCCGGCAGCCAGGAAGGACUCAGUGUGUCAAAUCGGAAUACCAGGGACAUCCUUCAGCCAUCAAGGAAUCAUCACCAGGAGACGGCAAUGCAGCCACAGUCACAGUCUGGAAUCCUAAGGAGCAGCACUGUGAAUGCUCGACCGCAUCAGGUGCAUGAUGCACGACGUGGUUUACCAGGAGGACAUCUGGGACAGCAGAUGGGUUAUCCUGGUCAGGCGCAGACUCUCCCAGGAGCCUGUCGCAAACAUCCAAAUGGGGGAUCGAAUUUGAACCUCAACAAUGAUCUAGCAAGGCGUUUUUAUUUUGAGAAGCCGGCAGUGUCCAAGUGCAAUCUGCACUCUCGCAGCUUUGCCAAAUCGCUGAAUGAACUUUGCACUGAGACAUCGGUAUCCAUGGCGGCAUCUUCUCCUGCUCCUUUGCCGGAGCCUUUGCCUGCCCCAGCUCUCUUUGCUGAUUUGCCACAGGAAUUUCCUUUGACCCGUUCGGUGUCCACUGCCACGGAUAUUUAUACGGCACCAUCAGCACCUGUAGCACCAUCCUCCUCCACUUCGGCACAGAUGAAGGGUAAACAGCAGCGGAAUAUGGCCACCAAUACAAGAUCGAGAUCGGGUCCAGGUCCAGAUGAUGCCCAAUCGCGUUUGUGUGGCCUGAAGAGGGGUUUGCGAAAGACCAAGGACGAAUUGUUUCAGGAGUUUUGUCGCAGGGCUGGAAUGCGUAGCAAACCCAAGAAUAUAUACUACAUCAGUGGCGGGGAUGAGGGUGAGGAUGGUGGCCAAGGUGAGGAGGUGGCUAAACGGGAGGAUACCCUGGCCAGUCCAAAAUCAAAUUUAAAUCCAAAUGGAGACAAUGAUGAUGAUAAUGACGAUGAUGCCGAUGGCGAUGAUCAUGGUUUCAGGCAGUUCCGCUUGGAGGAGGAUCAUCUCUAUGUUGUGGGGGAUCAUGCCCAAUUGGUGAUGCCGCGUCGUUCCUCAAUGUGCGUGGAUUCCAUGGGACAAACUUUGCGCCGCUUAAACUCAAAUCUUUCGCUGCACACAGAUCCCAGCUAUCCGGGUGUGGGUUAUCCCAAUAUGCGAAUGUCCCUCCCACCGGCCAGUGAUCUUGGCCAGAGUCGUACCCUGCCGCGUUGCUUCCUCCGUCAGUCCUCGGAUUCCCUGCAAAGUGGUUUUGGUCUGGGCUCCAGUCAGCAGCGAUUCUCUCAAUUGAUGUUGAAUUCCCAGCAGUUGCAGAAGCAAUCACAGCAACAGAAUUGUUACCUCUCCACCUUGGCCCUGCCACAGGUAACCCAGGCUCCUCAGCCUCCCAAGUCGCAGGUGCAAUGGCCAGCGGCAAUACCUUCAUCGCCAUCAAAUUACUCGAAUGGCUAUCAGCAGCAUCCGCAACCGAUAUACCCAACUUCCGGUGGAGUGAUGGGAACAGGAAAUACGACUGCGGCGAAAUUUCAACGUGGCUAUGCCUUUGAUGAUCCCCAAAGGAGAUCGAGUUUUGUGAGUGAAGCCUUCGAUCUGGAUGAGAUCGAAAGGGAGAGGCGGCGAUCGCAUGCAAGUCUCUUUGGAAUCAAUCAAAUAGAUCCCUAUGAUCUCAUCAAUGGCACAGCCGUCUAAACAAUUAGUUAUCCUAGCCUAUCCUAAGAAAAAACUAAAACUGAAGAGUAUAAUAUCAAAAGGAAUGUAAAGGGUAAGAUGCAUAACAUCCAUGGAUAUGUAUGAAUUUCCAGUUUUCUAUUAGCAAACGAAAUUUACUUACAUUUAAAUCUCUUUUAUAAAUUUUAAAAUAUAAUAAUAGAUUGAUAAUAAGUGUAGAUAGAAGAUAACUCUAUUCGAUCGCUGUUUUAACAAACUCUUAAUUUACUUGGCUUUAUGCAUCUUAUUAUUUAUAUUGCCUUUGAUUAAGAGCUCACUGACCCUUGUUUGUUUU
Drosophila serrata is the source of this 3316-nucleotide messenger RNA. It is a transcript of the gene stg1, whose product is annotated as stargazin-like protein. The record is from RefSeq and is a predicted model, not a curated record. Gene Ontology annotation, molecular function: voltage-gated calcium channel activity; channel regulator activity. NCBI's taxonomy places the organism in Eukaryota, Metazoa, Arthropoda, Insecta, Diptera, Drosophilidae. Gene Ontology annotation, cellular component: AMPA glutamate receptor complex; postsynaptic density membrane. Gene Ontology annotation, biological process: neurotransmitter receptor transport, postsynaptic endosome to lysosome; regulation of AMPA receptor activity; transmission of nerve impulse.